Sabethes cyaneus is the source of this 1179-nucleotide messenger RNA. Its product is annotated as astacin-like. Gene Ontology annotation, molecular function: zinc ion binding; metalloendopeptidase activity. The record is from RefSeq and is a predicted model, not a curated record. The transcript has 3 exons. NCBI's taxonomy places the organism in Eukaryota, Metazoa, Arthropoda, Insecta, Diptera, Culicidae. Bases 1 to 1179 code for a protein of 392 amino acids. Gene Ontology annotation, biological process: proteolysis.
AUGAGUGUGUUCAAUCUACUGGCCUUGAAUUCCAAGCUAAAGUGCGCCCGCAAACGGUACUAUUCCAAUAAAAAAAUCGAAUCCAACGAAAGAAAGCUGUUUAAACAAGUGAAACGGAUUUUAUUGAGUUCUUCCCUUGAUUGUCUGAAACAAAAUCAACAGUAUCAGUCCGACAUGCGCCAAGUACAGUACCAAUUUUUGAGCUUCGUGAUAGCUGUAGUUUGCAUCGGUCUGAGCUGGGUCCAACUCGGAUAUGGCCAGCGGCCCAUCACAGCCAGCGAUGACACCAGCUUCACGAAACCAAAUCGAAAAGUCGGAGACAAGGUGGCUCGUUGGUACAAUGAGGGUCUUCCCGGACGGCCUAUCGAGCAUCAAAGCUACUACCAGUUCGAUGUGAUGCUGCCGGAUCUUAAGCAGGCCAACUCCUUGCCAACGGCGACUUAUCAAAGCCGGCUCUGGCCGGGUGCCAUCGUACCGUACGUGUUUAUGGAUGAGUUCACUGAGUUGGAGUUGUUCCUAUUCGAGCAUGCCCGCUGGCAGUUUCACACGCAAACUUGCAUCCGCUUCGUUCCUCGGACAACGGAAAUCUACUACGUCAGUUUGGAGCGGAAAAACACCGGCUGCUGGUCCUACACCGGCCGGUAUACCAACAACAAAUGGAACAAGAUCAACCUGAUGCCAUACUGCUUCUCCGAGGGUCCCGGUUUGGUUGUGCACGAGAUGAUGCACUCCGUCGGGUUCCAUCACGAAUUCAUCCGUCCGGAUCGUGAUCAGUACAUCUGGAUCAACAAGACGGCCACCUUCGAUUGGCCAUCGGUGGAGUCUAACUUUGCGACGAAGAGCAACGCCGAAUCGGAAGUGUACGGAACGAAGUUCGACUACGGCAGUGUGAUGAUGUAUUCGCGCUUUGCUACUUCCGCUGGCUACUAUCCGACGAUGAUUAAUUUGCAACCGUGGGAUUAUCGGACGGAUUUCGGUAAUCGCACCGGAUUCAGUUACAGUGAUCUGAUCCGAAUAAACUACAUGUACUGCAAUGGAACCAAGUGGGAUCCCAGCGUUCGCAAACCAUUCAGUUUACCCGUUCCGGUGGAUGAUGGAGAAUCGGUGGCACCCGAACGACCCCAACCACCGGCGGUUAUUCCAGCCGAAGAAGCCACCCUAGGCGAUCUAGUGUAUUGA